AAUCAACGCCAGAUUAAUGCCGGAGCCCGGGCUAGGCUCAUUCCUAUUGGUCAGGAGCUUGCUAUCGGCGCAAUGAGCGCUGCUAACGCCACAAUGGAUGGGUGGAAGGGGAAGACAAACCAGCCUUUAAAAGCCAACCCGGUGGAGCUGUGCGCAGAGUGGGCGGGAUGGAAAUGAUUGACACCAAAGUAGGCCAAUAACCCUAAUGAAUACUUAGCUGCAACCAAUCGGCCUCGGCCGUAGGCCGUGUUGGGUGGUUGUUGUGGGGGCGGGGUAGACAUGGGUCCGUGCUGAAAUAGAGAGAGAAAAAAAAAUACCGUGCGCAGAAAGGAAAACUUGCCGGGUGCAAAAGUUUUUUUUUGUAAGCGUCUGCAUAGUUACGGGUUGGGUGAGACAAUGAAAGGCUUGUUUUCCUAUUCUCUAGAACUUUCGGCUUAGCUCGCCUCCUUCUGCUCCCAACCCCUUUUAUUUUGUUUUAAAUUCCGGCCGUUAUUUUAAACGUUAAACGUUAAACGGCCCUUUGUUCCUUGGAACGGUUGUUUUUUUUUCGCUUGGCCGCUCGCUUGCUGUCAGACUGCAGGAAGAUGGACUGCGAGCCGAACCGGGCGCGCCUGAUGUGCAUGUUGUGGCUGACAUUCGGCUUCUUCGUGGUGGAGGUGGUGGUGAGCCGGCUGACCAGCUCGCUGGCCAUGCUGUCCGAUUCCUUUCACAUGCUGUCAGAUGUCAUCGCCUUGGUGGUGGCCCUCAUCGCCGUGCGAUUCGCCGCCAAAACCCAGUCGACUGCCAAGAACACGUUCGGCUGGAUCCGCGCCGAGGUGAUGGGAGCACUAGUUAAUGCCGUCUUCCUCACGGCGCUCUGCUUCACCAUCGUGCUGGAGGCCAUCGAGCGCUUCAGCGAGCCGCGGGAGAUCCAGAACGCGUUGGUGGUGACCGGGGUCGGCGCCGCCGGGCUCCUGGUCAACCUCCUGGGACUCUGCAUGUUCCACGGCAGCGGCGGUGCCGCCGGCGGAGGAGCGGCCCACGGCCACUCGCACUCUCACUUGCACGUCUCUAGCUCGGAGAGCGGCGGCCAGUGGCUCCGCAAGAAGAAGAGGGCCGAAGCCGAGAAGUUGUCCGGCAACGGGACGAGCGUCCGCGACCAGGAGGAGAUCAACAUCCUAGUCAGCGGUAGCGCCAUCAAUGGUGUCAACCCCGACAAGCAGGAUGUAUUCGGUACGUGUGGGAGCGGGGACUCCCCGGCUUGUCAACGCUAGAUACUAACACCCUUUAUUCCCCCCACCCCCAAGUUGGGGCCAGCCCUACUCGCUGGGAACGGGUCUGCAAUCUCGGCCUGAUCGAAAAGAACAAAACCUUUUCUGUGUGCCCCCAGUGGGAAGGUGAAAGAUUCAUUCAUUUUGUGUUUGCUUGUAGUAAAGUGUCAUGACCGAUUUGAACUCGCACCGCAAGCUCAUCUCUCUCUAUUUAAUUCUGAUGUCGCCCGAAAAAUUCCAGUGAAAGGAGCACGUUUAUCCUAAUAGGGCUCCACUGGCAAACGUAUUUUUGUGGCAUUACUUGGCGUUGUUUCAGUAUAUUUUGCUUCAGAUGACGGCUGAGAUGACUUUAAGCCACGGAAAUAAUCAGUUAACCUUAACUUAAAUUUCUAAUCAGUUAGAUUUGUGCUGUAUCCGGUUUGUGGCUAAUAUCUAGUACUGUCAGUUUGUGCUUCACCAAACAGCACAGUAUUGAAUGUCGACGGUGGUGGUGAGGUGUGCGACACAACCUAUUUGUAGAUAUUUUCAAUUAACCUGUUCAGGUAUCACAAUAGCCUCGGCCAGGUGGCACUUUAACACGGAACAACCAAUUUGUAUCCUUUUUGGCAUGUUACAAAAAUCAAUGUUGAUACAAAUUUUGUUUUUAAGUAUAUUUGAUUUUGGGUGCAAGGUUUCUUUGGGUUACCUUUUUUUAAUCUCUUGUGAAUGUGCUCAAUCAGUGGAAUACAGUUUUGAAUAAUAGAGCUGCUGGAAUGUGGUGAUUAAAUUCUGUUUUGUGUUUAUGUUCCCAUUCAAGCUUUAGCAUCAUUGGUGUAUAUUUCUCCUGAGAUAUUGGUCCAUUUUAGGAGUC
This is a messenger RNA of Rhincodon typus (whale shark), 2100 nucleotides long. It is a transcript of the gene slc30a1a, whose product is annotated as solute carrier family 30 member 1a. The record is from RefSeq and is a predicted model, not a curated record. The coding region runs from base 585 to 1253 and encodes 222 amino acids. NCBI's taxonomy places the organism in Eukaryota, Metazoa, Chordata, Chondrichthyes, Orectolobiformes, Rhincodontidae. Gene Ontology annotation, molecular function: calcium channel inhibitor activity; zinc ion transmembrane transporter activity. The transcript has a single exon. Gene Ontology annotation, biological process: detoxification of zinc ion; intracellular zinc ion homeostasis; zinc ion transmembrane transport. Gene Ontology annotation, cellular component: Golgi apparatus; endoplasmic reticulum; membrane.